Molecule: messenger RNA, 2859 nt
Organism: Centropristis striata (black sea bass)
Lineage: Eukaryota; Metazoa; Chordata; Actinopteri; Perciformes; Serranidae
Gene: crym
Product: crystallin, mu
Exons: 8
Coding region: 122-1069 (315 amino acids)
Biological process (GO): thyroid hormone metabolic process
Cellular component (GO): cytoplasm
Molecular function (GO): thyroid hormone binding
Source: RefSeq, a predicted model, not a curated record
UGCUCCCCUCCUCUCCCACUGUUUAAAAUACCUUACUGCUCUUGAAUGCACCUCGGAUAUAAACUCUGCGGUUUGAACUUUGGACCAAACUCUUCCCACUUAGUUCGCAGACACAGCAGCCAUGGCAGGUCCUCCGGUUGUCAUAUGGGAGCGUGAAGUGGCGGGUCUGUUGCGCUACAGAGAGCUGGUCCCCCGUCUGGAGGACGCGUUGGGGAAAUUCUCCAGACGGGACAGCGCGGAGGUGAUCCAGCCUGUGCGCACCACCCUGCCCCUGCAGAAACACAGCGGCUUCCUGGGAGUGAUGCCAACAUACAUGGAGAACGACGGAGUCCUGUGCACAAAGUUCGUGUGUUUCUACAAAAGGGAGGACGGUUCAACUUUACCAGCAACGCAAGCCACAGUGAUGCUGCUAGACCCAGAGCAUGGGAAUGUAACGGCUGUCAUGGAUGGAGAGCUGAUCACAUGCAUGAGAACUGCUGCAGCUUCCGCCAUCUCUGCUAAGCUGCUGAUGCGUCAUGAAGCAGAGGUGUUGGCCAUCUUGGGGACAGGAAGACAGGCCAUGAGUCAUUACAAUGUCUUCACUGAAAUGUUCUCAUUUAAAGAGGUGCGUGUGUGGAGCCGCACAAAACAGAAAGCAGAGGAGUUUUGCCGCUCUGUCAGCGGUCCUGUGACGGCAUGUGCCUCAGUGGAAGAAGCGGUGAGGGGAGCAGACGCUAUAGUGACGGUAACCAGAUGUACAGAGCCAGUGCUCUUUGGUCAGUGGGUGAAACCAGGAGCACACGUGGCAGCGGUGGGAGCCUGCAGGCCAAACUGGCGGGAGCUGGAUGACGUGUUGAUGAAGGAGGCGGUGGUGUACGCUGACAGCCGGGAGGGAGCAAUGGCCGAGUCUGGUGACGUCAUCCUCUCUGGGGUGGAGGUGUUUGCAGAGAUUGGAGAUGUUAUUAAUGGGACAAAGCCUGCACACAGAGAGAAGACAACUGUGUUUAAAUCCCUUGGAAUGGGAGUUGAAGAUGCAGUGUCUGCUAAGCUGGUGUUUGACCAAUGGAAAGCCAAAGCCAGCCAACAAUGAAGAUUACAUGUAUUUCAGUCCUCUGUUUGACUUUUAAAGCACACAAUCCUAUUAACAUGAAGUCAAUGUAAGACAGGACAGCACAUAAAUAUAACAUUUUUCACUCCGAUUUUGCCAUAAUGCCAAAAUGGUAAGUCGAUAAAUCAUAUAGUUAAAUCAUAGUUAAAAAUAAUUGAUUAAAGAAACCUAAGUUGACAGAAGCUGUGCUAAUGCUAAUGUUAGUAGUUAAUGUGUUAGCAUGCCGACAUGCUAUAAUAACAUGCUGAUUGGACAUUGACAAUUUUUAACAGCGUUUUUUUUCUUUCAGGAGUUACACUACAGGAGAAUAGAACAAACCUUUUAAUUAAUAGAUAUAAUGAAACUUCCUGUUGAUUUCUUGCACUGACAGUAUUUUUUUCUGAAAUGUUUAAAUAGGCAAAUGACUCAUUAUCUUAUUAAAUAUUUGUACACUUCCAGAACAUAAAUCUGAACAUAACACAUGAUGAAGCCAUGUUAUUGUUUCAUUUUGUUGGUAUUUCAGAGUGAAACGUUUUUUCAGAGGGAAUUUUGGUGAUUUUGGUGCAAUAAAUCAAUAAAUACUGUCAAACAGCCAUGAAAGAGUUUGAGAAAAAUCUCAUUCUGAGAAAGUGGCAUGCAAAGAUAUGUGUUGUUACAUUAUGUAUAUUUUGCAAGACACUAAAGAUGGAUUGGGUAGGCAAUUUUGACUGAUAUAAACAUGAUACUUCCCUUUUUUUCUGACAUUCUAUAGAGUAAACAAAAAUCAUUACAUGCAGUCUUACUUAUAAUUCCCUUAAGUUAUAAGUGUUUGGAAAGAAGAUAUAAAUACAACGGAGCAUUUUCGAUGAAUUUAUUUGCUUUAAAAAAAAAAAAAAAAAUCAGCACAUUACUUGGUGAAAAUGAAACCACAUUUAGCAAGAAAAUAAAUCCAGGUGUGCACUUCCACUGCGCUGUUGAAACACUGAUAAAAUGAGUCCAGAUUUACAGCCAUUCCACAGAGCGCCCAUGCAAUUUGAUCAUUGUUCCUUUAAAAAUAAAAUGCGGUAGGAAUAGUUACUGCUCACAUUGUACGACAGACAUUAAAAUCAGUUGCGACCGUCGAGUGCAAAUACACUGGCUUGUAGACUUCAUACAGAUGUGGUCAAAAUGAGCGAGAACUUCUAUUGAGAAUUUCAAAUGAUUUAAACUUCACAGAUAGAUUGAAUAUGAACCAGCACGACAACACUGGCUGCGAUGCACCUUCACAUGCCCGACAAUCAGUCACAAAAUACUGUGUUCGCUUAACACGUAGCAAGAAGAGAGCAAUGGACUCAUCUAGAAAGCUUUUAGGAACAAAACGAGGUCAUAACCUGUUAAUUAUCUAGCAGAGACUGUUUUAAAUGCUCGUUAAUUCUAGGGAGUAAUUAUUAUUUUAGCAGCUGCUACAACAAUUAUCAGUCAUGUCAGGGUUAACCUUUCUGCAUGAUCGUAUCUUGCACAGAUUAAAACAAAAUUUAAAAAGUAGAGACAUUUUAGUGUUCAUGGAGCGACUACAGAGUGACCGUUGACUGAGUUUUGGCGACACCUCAGUCUAGUCAGAUGACACAUGUAAACAAAAACGGUCCGCCAGCCACAGCUGACAAGAAACUAACAGUGAAAAAAAGGAGAAAUUAGAGCUUCUAAAAUUAAAAUUAAAAUUAAAAAAAAAAAAAAGUAAAAUUUCAUCAAGGCAGCAGGAAUCUCUUAGUGUGCAGGGAAAAGAGUGCAAUGUAGGACCUCCUUCUCUUAAAUCUACGGUAAUUUCAUGGUAAAAU